AUGCACUCAGCCUUCCCUGAGAGAGACUCUCGGGAGCAAGAGGAGCCGACCACCUCCGAGAUGGCCGAGGAGACCUACUCACCCAAGGUGUUCCGCCCCAAGCACACCCGCAUCUCUGAGCUGAAGGCCGAGGCAGUGAAGAAAGACCGCAGAAAGAAGCUGACCCAGUCCAAGUUUGUGGGGGGCGCCGAGAACACCGCCCACCCCCGGGUCAUCUCUGCGCCUGAGAUGAGACAGGAAUCUGAGCAGGGCCCCUGCCGCAGACACAUGGAGGCUUCCCUGCAGGAGCUCAAAGCCAGCCCCCGCAUGGUGCCCCGUGCCGUGUACCUGCCCAACUGUGACCGCAAAGGAUUCUACAAGAGAAAGCAGUGCAAGCCUUCCCGUGGCCGCAAGCGUGGCAUCUGCUGGUGCGUGGACAAGUACGGGAUGAAGCUUCCAGGCAUGGAGUACGUCGACGGGGACUUCCAGUGUCACACUUUCGACAGCAGCAACGUUGAGUGAUGCGUCCCCUCCCCGUCCCUCCCUCGUCCUUCCCACCCCAGCCCCAACCAGCCAGCGCCUCCCUCCACCCCAGGACGCCACUCAUUCAUCUCAUGUAGGGGAAAUAUACAUAUAUCUAUAUCCAUUUGAGGAAACUGAGGACCUCGGAAUCUCUAGCAAGGGCUCAGCAUUGAAAAUGGCAACAACAGAGAUGCAAAAAGCUAAGAAGACCCCUUUUUUUCAAAUGGUUUUCUUUUUGAGGCAGGUUGAAUGAACAGAGAAAGGAAGAGAAGGGAAGAAAGUGUUUGUGCAGAUGAGCGGGAAAGGAGAGCAGAGUUAGGGACAGGAAGGGACGCACGUGAGCAAGAGGGAAAGGACACCAGGACCAGGGCUGGAUCCCCCUGUGCAUCCAGUCCUGGCCUGGGGGUGGACAGAGGUGGGGGCACUAGAGGGCGGGGCCUGAGAGGUGGCAUUGAGGACACCCUUGGAGUUUUCCCAGUUUGGACUGGCCAGGGGGAGAAAAGAAAAGACACGAUGUGCCAGUGCCAGUGCCUGUCCGGGAUCGGCCUCCUCCCCCAGCCAGCUCCCCCGCCCUUCCUCUCCUCUUACCCUGGCCAGUGUUGCCUCUCCCCCAAAUUUAUAAAAACUAAAAUGCAUUCCGUUUCUCUGCAAA
Galeopterus variegatus (Sunda flying lemur) is the source of this 1153-nucleotide messenger RNA. It is a transcript of the gene IGFBP5, whose product is annotated as insulin-like growth factor binding protein 5. Bases 1 to 501 code for a protein of 166 amino acids. Gene Ontology annotation, cellular component: extracellular region. Lineage: Eukaryota; Metazoa; Chordata; Mammalia; Dermoptera; Cynocephalidae. The record is from RefSeq and is a predicted model, not a curated record. The transcript has 4 exons. Gene Ontology annotation, molecular function: insulin-like growth factor II binding; fibronectin binding; insulin-like growth factor I binding. Gene Ontology annotation, biological process: regulation of insulin-like growth factor receptor signaling pathway.